GCAACACACAGUUGUUUUUUUCAUCCACUACCAGAAGCUCCGUCCAUUGGAACGCGCUCGUGGAGAGCGCCAGAACUGAGUUAACACACAGCGGGACCGGCGGAUUUCUCUUGGAAAAUGCAAGGUCGGAAGUUUUUGGUAUUUGUUUACCUUGGGAUGUAUCUUUGGACGUCGUUCUUCUUUAAAGGGUCUCUGCAGGGGGAAUACCAGAGGAAACUGUACAAGGAGCUGAUGGCCGACUACAACCGACUGGAGAGACCAGUCGCUAAUGACUCCGCCCCCAUCCUGGUGGAGCUGGGCAUGACCCUGCUGCAGAUCAUUGACGUGGAUGAGAAGAACCAGGUUCUGAUUACGAAUGUUUGGUUGCAGCUGCACUGGACAGAUGUAUAUCUCAGCUGGAAUCCUGACAAUUACCCAGGCGUCCAGAACCUGCGUUUCCCCUCCAAUCAGGUCUGGGUGCCUGACAUCCUCUUAUACAAUAGUGCAGACGAAAGGUUUGAUGCCACCUUUCACACAAACGUCCUGGUCAACGCAUCGGGGUACUGCCAGUACAUUCCCCCAGGAAUCCUGAAAAGCACGUGCUACAUCGACGUGCGCUGGUUCCCCUUCGACGUGCAGAAGUGCAACCUGAAGUUCGGCUCCUGGACCUACAACGGCUGGCUGCUGGACCUGCAGAUGCUGGCGGUGGACAUCUCCGCCUACAUCCCCAACGGGGAGUGGGACCUCGUGGGAGUCCCGGCCAAGAGGAACGAGCUGUAUUACGAGUGCUGUAAGGAGCCGUACCCUGACGUGACGUUCACAGUCACCAUGCGCAGGCGAACGCUCUACUACGGUCUGAACCUGCUCAUCCCCUGCGUGCUCAUCUCCGGCCUCGCCCUGCUCGUCUUCCUGCUGCCUGCUGACUCCGGGGAGAAGAUCUCGCUGGGAAUCACGGUCCUGCUGUCCCUGACUGUCUUCAUGCUGCUGGUGGCCGAGAUCAUGCCGGCCACCUCCGACUCGGUGCCUCUGAUCGCCCAGUACUUCGCCAGCACCAUGAUGAUCGUGGGCCUCUCUGUGGUGGUCACCGUCCUUGUCCUCCAGUUCCACCACCAUGACCCCCACGGAGGAAAGAUGCCGAAGUGGGUUCGAGUCGUCCUGCUGAACUGGUGCGCCUGGUUCCUGCGCAUGAAGCAGCCGGGAGAGGACCGCAAGCUGAUCGGCUACAAGUACAGCCACGCCCCGCAGCACCACUGCAGCGCCAGCAGCAUCGAGAUGAGUGCCAUGGCGGGCCAGCCGGGGGCCAGCGCCAACGGCAACAUGAACAUCUACUUCGGCUACCACACCAUGGAGAACCCGUGCUGCCCGGCCAGCAGCGACUCGGGCGUGGUGUGCGGCCGCGCCGGCGGCUCGCCGACCGACGAGCGGGAGCGCCACGGCGCCUCGCUGGCCGAGCACGCCCCGGAGAUCGGCCGCAUCCUGGAGGAGGUGCGCUACAUCGCCCGCCGCUUCCGCGACCAGGACGAGGGCGAGGCCGUGUGCGGCGAGUGGAAGUUCGCGGCGGCCGUGGUGGACCGCCUCUGCCUGGUGGCCUUCUCGCUCUUCUCCAUCAUCUGCACCUUCACCAUCCUCAUGUCGGCGCCCAACUUCAUCGAGGCCGUCUCCAAGGACUUCACCUAAACCCGCCCCCCCCACCAUCCUCCUCCUCCUC
Molecule: messenger RNA, 1687 nt
Organism: Megalops cyprinoides (Indo-Pacific tarpon)
Lineage: Eukaryota; Metazoa; Chordata; Actinopteri; Elopiformes; Megalopidae
Product: neuronal acetylcholine receptor subunit alpha-7-like
Exons: 11
Coding region: 118-1656 (512 amino acids)
Biological process (GO): monoatomic ion transmembrane transport; signal transduction; nervous system process
Cellular component (GO): neuron projection; postsynaptic membrane; synapse
Molecular function (GO): acetylcholine-gated monoatomic cation-selective channel activity; transmembrane signaling receptor activity
Source: RefSeq, a predicted model, not a curated record